CUUCCCUCAGGCAGCGCCGGGCCGGUCCCGCAGAGCAGCCCCGCGCCUCCUCGCAGCUCCGGAGCCGCCGCCCGCCCGCCAAGAUGGAGCAAACUUGUGAUGAUAUAGAUGAAAUGUUCAGCAAUUUACUUGGGGAGAUGGACAUGCUGACUCAGAGUUUAGGAGUGGAGACUGUACCACCUCCAUGCCCCAAAGAGUCCAACAAUGAAUGUAGCUUUACAGUUGGUUUUAAAGAUUUAAAUGAAUCGCUAAAUGCCCUGGAGGACAAAGACCUGGAUGCUUUAAUGGCUGAUCUUGUAGCAGACCUUAAUGAUGUUGAGCAGAAAACUUUACAAGCCCAGAAAACUACUUCUUGCAACCAGCAAAGUACAGUCACUCAGCCUUCCACAGGCUUGAAUAGUGACAUUUAUUCUAAAGUAAGCCCCUAUGUUACCGUUACUGGACGGUUUGGCGAUGAUUUGCCCCCUCCACCUCCAGACCCUGAACCAGAACUUCCACCACCACCACCACCACCUCCUCCUGAGCCACUUACUCAGGAAGAACUAGAGGCAAAGGCUAAAGCUGACAAGAUUAAACUUGCAUUGGAGAAACUGAAAGAAGCCAAAGUUAAAAAGCUUGUUAUCAAGGUGCACAUGAACGAUAACAGCACAAAGUCUCUAAUGGUGGACGAGCGUCAGGUGGCACGGGAUGUUUUGGACAAUCUCUUUGAGAAAACCCAUUGUGACUGCAAUGUGGACUGGUGUCUGUAUGAGAUGUACCCAGAGCUGCAGAUUGAAAGGUUUUUUGAAGACCAUGAAAAUGUUGUUGAAAUAUUAUCAGACUGGACUCGAGAUACUGAGAAUAAGAUUAUGUUUUUGGAAAAAAGUCAUAAAUAUGCUUUAUUUAAAAAUCCCCAGAAUUUCUACUUGGCAAACAAAGGGAAGAAAGAAAGCAAAGAAAUGAAUGAUAAAAACAAAGAGGCUUUGCUGGAGGAAAGCUUCUGUGGGACAUCUGUCAUUGUGCCAGAGCUUGAAGGGGCUCUUUAUUUAAAAGAAGAUGGAAAAAAGUCCUGGAAGAGGCGUUAUUUUCUUCUACGAGCUUCUGGAAUUUAUUAUGUACCCAGAGGAAAAACCAAGACAUCACGGGAUCUGGCAUGUUUCCUUCAGUUUGAGAACGUGAAUGUGUAUUAUGGUUAUCAACACAAAGUGAAGUAUAAGGCACCUACAGAUCACUGCUUUGUCUUAAAGCACCCCCAGAUUCAAAAGGAGUCACAAUAUAUCAAGUACUUGUGCUGUGAUGAUAAAGCAACCCUUCAUCAGUGGGUAACAGGAAUAAGAAUUGCCAAGUAUGGCAAGAUACUCUAUGACAAUUACAAAUGUGCAGUGAAGAAAGCUGGCUUGUCCUCUCGGUGGGCGAAUCAAAAAGUGGUGGAACCAGCUGCCCCUGCCCCUGCCCCUGCCCCUGCAGGAUCCUCAUCAGCAGGUACUGUUCAGUCAAAUGGACAGAUUCCCCAAAGUGUUCGUCGUUUCAGUGCAGAAUUUCCAGACACUCAGAAGAAAGUGGAUACAUCUGAGGCACAGGCUGAAACAAAUAAUGGCAGUGCACCUUGCCUGGCACAGCCAUUGCUGAGGCCACAGAAAGUCCAGAGUAAGAGGACCUCACUGCUGCCUCCUCCUCCACCUGAAAGGCGUUCAUCUAUUAUUUCUGCUUCACCAGUUCUACCCUCCAAAGUGAAACGAGACAGCGGCAUUUUCCUAACAGAUCCAGAGAGCUUUCCAGAACCACCACCUACACUGAAGAUUGAUUUUCCUCCACCACCACCACCAUCUGAUUUCUGUGAACCACCUCCUGAUUUUGUGCCUCCACCACCACCAGUGUCCAGCAGCAGUAAUGGAGAUGUGCCAUUACCCCCUCCACCUCCACCUGUCUCCAGUAAGCUGCCACCACCACUUCCAGUGAAGAAACCUGUACCACUUCCUCCAAAAAGGCUGGAAAAUACAGGACAAGAUAGAGAGCCACAGUCAGCAGGGCCACCUCUGAUUGCAGGGGGAGGCAAGCAAGCAGAUUUUAUGUCUGACCUAAUGAAAGCUCUUGAGAAGAAAAGGGGUAACUGCUCCUGAACUCUGGGAGUGGGUAGACUUUAAGACAUAGCUGGUUUUGUGAGACAGCACAGAAGGUCAUGCUGGAUCAGGCUUCUCCAUGAGGAAUUCUUCUUCAGAGUUCCUCUUGGGGGGUCUCCAGAAGAUGGGGCACCCUUUGUCCCCCACUCUGUCCCUGUAACCUGCCCCUUUCCCCCUGCACCUCACCAUCCUCUGCUCUUAGCUCCCAUUCCAGCACCAGGCCAAGGUAAGAAUUAGU
Molecule: messenger RNA, 2337 nt
Organism: Catharus ustulatus (Swainson's thrush)
Lineage: Eukaryota; Metazoa; Chordata; Aves; Passeriformes; Turdidae
Gene: APBB1IP
Product: amyloid beta precursor protein binding family B member 1 interacting protein
Exons: 14
Coding region: 84-2099 (671 amino acids)
Biological process (GO): signal transduction
Cellular component (GO): plasma membrane; cytosol
Source: RefSeq, a predicted model, not a curated record